Sclerotinia trifoliorum is the source of this 3318-nucleotide messenger RNA. The record is from the annotation of a GenBank genome assembly. NCBI's taxonomy places the organism in Eukaryota, Fungi, Ascomycota, Leotiomycetes, Helotiales, Sclerotiniaceae.
CUUUCAAACAAUCAAAUCCAACAACUUUUAUAUAAAAGUUGUUCAUUCUUCCAUUUCCUUACCUACUUAUAAGUGAAUCAAAUAUUGGUAAUUUUCCUUUAUUCUGAGUUGAUCAGGGAAUUUCUAAUUACAUCCAACAUGAUACGUUAAUUUACAUACAAAUUUCCCGACUCCAAAAAAAAAGAGGCACCUUAAACAAGGACGCGACUUCCGCGUGACGGAAACGUUACCACACAAGAGGCGAUUGAUUGUAUCAUUGAAGGAAGGAGAAUCGCAAAGAAAAACGGUUUCCUUUCUACAAAAUACAAUAACUAAUACUCAUCGUCGACAUCUCAAUAAAAGAAUACAAUUUGCUGAUUGCUAAGUUGCUAUUAUAUCAAUCAAUCAAUCAAUCAUUCGAGGUUUGUGGUAAGUUGUUGUUUCAUUACAUUGUCUUGUCGCAUCAUUACAACCCUCCCUCCCUCCCUCCCUCAUUAUAGUAACUCUUUGACACUUUUGUCGCAAGGGUUAUCUGCACCUCUCCGCUCCCUCUACAUCUGCUAUUCCUCGACGGCAUAAUACUCAUUGUUCGCUCUAGUUGUCAACAACCAUACCGAACCAUACCACGUCUUAUGCACAAUAAUCACCGGGUCAACGCUGUCGCAAAAAAAUGCCCAAAAUGCCAUCUUCCGGUAAGAGGGCCCAACGGCCACGUCGAGAACCAAUGAUGAAAGUUGAUAUUCCUGACUCCUCACCUUCUCGUCCUUCCAAGAGAAGAAAGAAGGUAAGUUUUUUUAUCAUUGCGCAUCUGCCACUUCAGCUGAUCAAAGAUGCAGACUGAAGAACCUACCAAUCUCCUAACCUCGAAUCAACUGCCACGCGAUCCGCCUACAUCCGAAAUGGAUAAGGAAGAAGUAAUCUCCAGAGUCACUGAAGUCUUGGGAUUACCCGGUUUUAUACAAGUUCGCCAAGAUCAUGGGGAUGAGAAACAUACAAAGGAGAGCAGAGGUGGAAUUACAGCUUUCGCAAAAUUGGCUGGGAAGGGUUGGACUUAUUAUCUCAAGGACCUGCGAAUCAAUGUUGGUCGUCACUCUGCUGAGGCUGAAGGUCACGAUGAAGGAUUCAUUCCCGUCGAAGUCCAUGUUGAUCUUGGCCCAAGCAAGAUGAUUUCCCGACAACAUGCCUCAAUCUAUUACUAUGAUGGCUGGAGAAUGGAAGUCUGUGGUCGCAAUGGAGUCAGGGUUGACAAUAGGAUAUUUCGCCGCAACGAAUUUGCAGAAUUGCACAGUGGAGCUAUUAUCGAUAUAUCUGGAGUUGAGAUGAUGUUCGUUCUACCUGACGGUGAUUUCAAAAUUGAUCCGACAUUCCUACGAAGAUCCGAGUUAAGCGCCGAGGAUACAGAGGAUGCUCGGAGACAUAGAGAAGAAACUCCUGAUGUCCUCCCACCUCCUUCAGCUAAUGGAGCUCCACAAGCGAUUGCUCCAGCUCCACAAGGUUAUCAGCGCCCUGGUACUCCUCAUCCUGUUUCUCGAAUCAAAAUUCCGGGUUCCAAUAAGAGAUCGCCUCCUGCAUAUUCGGCUGGCGGUACGAUGGUUAUGAAUGAUUCUGAAAGUGUUGACCUCAGUCUCGAUUCUAAUGCCCAUAUCAAGCCAGGUUACAGUUACAGUCAAAUGAUUGCGCAGGCAAUUAUUGGAACUCCAGGUGAGACCUUGGUAUUGAAUGGUAUUUAUCAAUACAUCAUGCGCAGAUAUGCUUAUUACAGACAUCAACCACCCCACGGUUGGCAAGUAAGUUGUUAAAUCAUCUUUUUGAUUGAAUUAGGACUAACUAUGGAUAAAAGAACUCUAUUCGCCACAACCUUUCACUCAAUCACAAUUAUGAUAAGACACCACGUGGAAAGGACGAGCCUGGAAAAGGUAUGAAGUGGUUUAUCAAGCAGGAACGGUAUAAAGAGAUGAAAGCUCUUGCAAGUUCAGCACCUGGUAGAGGUGGUGGUCAUCGGGGAUCUUCACAACCAGCAUCACCAGUGGCAACUGUCGAUCAAGGUUUUAAAGAUGAAUUUAGUCCGGAGUCUGCUGUUAAAGAAAAGCGAUCCCCAAGUUCAGGCUCACCAUUUAUGAACUUGUACUCACCUCAAGGACCACAAUAUACCCCCGAACGUGCUCCGAGGGUCCAGAUUUUGCAAGAUGACUUACCUGGCGAUGGUAGUCCUCUACCUAGACAUCGACGAGCCCAGAAGAGUACCCUUGGUCUUUCUGAUAAUAUUCCUGGUUCUCCACCCAUUCUUACACCUUCCUAUCAACAAGAUGAGGGUAACGCAUUCGUCACGCCAGCUCCACAUCGUGUUCACCCACAUUUAGCUCCACCAAGUACUGCACAGCGACCAAGUCAGCAUAUGCCAACUAGUUCCCCUGCUCCAUUUUGGAGAUUCGCUGGAGUCACUCCUCUCCGAGGAUUUAGUGUUUAUGAUGUUAGCAGUCCUAUUAAAGGUUUUCAACCCGGAGUUCUUCCUAGCAGCAGUCCACCUCCAAUGAGAAGAAAUCUCGCUAUGAGUCCUACCAGGAAUAGUAACCCAGGAAAGCACCAGAUCUCAAAUGAUGACGAGCUUGAAGAGGAAGAAGAACAAGGUUAUGAUCUUACAAGGUUAGUCCUUUCCUUUCAAAAGUGAAAUUUUUACUGACUUUUUUAUUAGGGGGUUUCAAACUAUUGGAUCUUAUCACGCUCCAGCUGCAAAUCUUGCUACGCCUUCAGCUCGCAUCUAGGGUUCGAUAUUGAUUGUGUUUGCGAGUAUUUCUUUCUUUUUUGCUUUUGUACAACAUAAAAGUUCACCGGGCUUCUUCGCCUUUUUUUUCACUUAAACACAUACUUCUCUACGAACAAUCACACUUUCUACUCACCAUCUCCCGACUCACCAUCAUCUAUUCAUUCAUGUUUACGAUAACUCAUAUGUGGCGUUGUUCCAAGAAGGUUAUCGAAUUGGCAGGUUAUUUAAUUAUUCUCCACGAGUUUCCUAUGUUGAGGGUAGGAGUAUACGGUUGUACUUUUUGUACAUUUAUGGGUGGAAUUUUCAAAAAAUGGAAAGUGGGAUAAGGGGUGGAGGCUUGCAAUGAUUUUUUUUUUAUGACGGAUGGUUUCCUCUAGACAUUUAACGACAUGAUUCAAUGGUUAUUAUGAGUAGGCAUGGUACUCAAUCGGUAGGAUGUGGGUGGUUUAUUGGUUGCGUUGGCUUUAUCUGAACUUUUUAUGUCUGUACGUAUGUAUGAAGGCGUACACGGAUGAGAUUGUUAGAUUCUUAUUAAUCAUUUCUUGAUAUUUUCAUAUUGAAAUGGUGAAGUGGUG